CCCGAGCCGGAGCGGAGCGGACGAUGGCGGCCCUGCGGCUCCUGGCGUCGGUGCUCGGGCGCCGGGUCCCCGCCGGCCGCUCGGGGCGCGCGCUGGCGAAGGGUGGCGCGUGCGGCUUCGCCUGCAGCGCCCGCGCGCGCGCCAGGUUCUACACGGACCCGGUGAAGGCCGUGGGAGACAUCACUGAUGGCUCGAGGAUCAUGAUCGGGGGCUUCGGGCUCUGCGGCAUCCCGGAGAACCUGAUAGGGGCGCUGCUGAAGACCCGCGUGAAGGACUUGACAGUGGUCAGCAGCAACGUGGGGGUGGAGAGCUUCGGUCUCGGCCUUUUACUGGGGACCAAGCAGAUCACCCGCAUCGUCUGCUCCUACCUGGGGGAGAACUCGCUCUGUGAGCACCAGUACCUGGCGGGUGAGCUGGAGCUGGAGAUCACGCCCCAGGGCACCCUGGCCGAGCGCAUCCGCGCAGGGGGCGCCGGUGUGCCCGCCUUCUACACCCCCACGGCCUACGGGACCUUGGUCCAGGAGGGAGGCGCACCCAUCAGGUACUUACCAGACGGCCACAUCGCCAUCCUCAGCCAGCCCAGGGAGGUGAGGGAGUUCCAUGGGCAGCACUACCUGCUGGAACACGCCAUCACCGCUGAUUUUGCUUUGGUGAAAGGGUGGAAGGCCGACCUGGCAGGAAAUGUCAUCUUCAGGGCCAGUGCCAGGAACUUCAACGUGCCCAUGUGCAAAGCUGCCAGAACCUCCGUGGUGGAGGUUGAAGAAAUUGUGGACGUGGGGUCCUUUGCCCCAGAAGACAUCCAUGUUCCUAGCAUUUAUGUAGAUCGCAUAAUACAGGGGGAAAAAUAUGAGAAAAGAAUUGAGCAUUUAACCGUCCGGAAAGAGGAUGAUGAAAUUUGCACGUCUUCAGAUAACAUAAGGACACGGAUCAUCAAGCGGGCAGCUCUUGAAUUUGAGGAUGGCAUGUACGCCAAUCUGGGCAUCGGCAUCCCUCUCCUGGCCCCCAACUACAUCAGCCCCAACAUCACCGUGCACCUUCACAGUGAGAACGGGAUCUUGGGCUUGGGUCCCUUUCCAUUAAAAGAGGAGGUGGACGCAGACCUCAUCAACGCGGGCAAGCAGACAGUCACCCUUCUUCCCGGGGGCUCUUUUUUCUCCAGUGAUGAAUCAUUUGCCAUGAUUCGAGGAGGACACAUCAACCUGACCUUGCUGGGAGCCAUGCAGGUUUCCAAAUACGGUGACCUGGCUAACUGGAUGAUACCCGGCAAGAAGGUGAAAGGCAUGGGGGGUGCGAUGGAUCUGGUGUCCAGUUCCAAGACGCGAGUGGUAGUCACCAUGGAGCACUGCAACAAGGCCAACGAACCCAAGAUCGUGGAGAAGUGCACCAUGCCACUGACUGGGAAGCGGUGCGUGGACCGAAUCAUCACCGAGAAGGCCGUGUUUGAUGUACACAAGAAGACAGGGCUGACCCUGAUUGAGCUCUGGGACGGCCUAACAGUGGAGGACAUCAAAAAGAGCACAGGGAGCCCCUUUGCCGUCUCCCCGAGCCUCAGACCCAUGCAGCAGGUCAAAAUGUAGCCCGAGAGUGAACCUCGGUCCCCGAGCGUGUGCUUCUGCCGUCACCUCCCAGGACUGCAUUCCAAGGAGGCCACAGUCACAUUUGUGCAUUUCACCAGCAUCUGGCGGGCUUUGUCCUGCCAUCCCAGGCUGGCUGCCCCUGGAUAGCCUAGGUUCUCUCAGGAGAGACGUGCCUUUAAUUAAAAACCAGAGGAAAGCAAAGACGUUGACCUUGUAUGUCCUGUGAAUUCUGAGAAAGCUCUGCUCCCAUCGCCCUCCUCACUGUCUGUGAUAUUUACAUUAAAUUCUAUGCGGUUUGAGAUGAUCCCAUAGAAGGGGUUUCAUUGAAGUGCCUGUUGGCACGAAUGAAUCAUGAACCAUAGGGAAAGUGACGGGGGAGGAACAAAUCCACCCAGAGUCUGCGUCUGGAGUUUCCUAGAACCAUGAAAACAUACACACGUAAAUGUGAAUUUGUGAUCAGGAGAAAUGCUGUCUUAAAGAAUGACUUUUUUUUCCUUUGGCCCCUUUGACUUUCCUUCUGGACCUUUCAUUUUGUCCCUAAGGUUUCUUUUCAUUGUAGCCUCACCUUCUCUGCCCCCUAUAUUUCUCCUUCUUGUAGCUAAGCAUAUGUCUUUAGAAGGGAAGCAAGAACAUCUCAGCAGCCAGUAAACUGGUCAUAGGGGCAAUUGAAGGGGGAAGAGACUGUGAGUGCCGAUAUUCUGCAGGGAGGUCUCCUCUGAAUAAACAGUCCAGCCGUGUGCUUCCAAAGGCUUUGGCUUAGGAUGGAAGGGAUCUAGAAACCUGACAGAUGGACUUCAGUGGGUUUUCUCAUCUCAGAUCAUCCAGAUCAGACACUGGACCCUUCCUCUCUGUUAGAGGGCCUAAACUGGCCUUUUGUUCAUACUCCCUUGAAAUUCAACAGGGGCAGAGAGGUACUUCAUCCUGUAUCCACAGUCUCACAAGCUAGAGAGAAAAAAAUGUGUGUGUGUGUUGGGGAGGGGGGUUCAAACUCAGGCCUGCCAUGGAACUCAGGCUUUCUCAGUGUGGCCCUAGGGCUGCACAGGAGCUCGUGUUCGUGGGUAAGAACACGAAGCUCCAGCUGGUCCAGGAAGGCCUUUUGGAGAGGCCUCCCUGGAGCCUCACCCUGGCAGGAGGCCCAGAUCCUGCAGUGGAGACAGUGCACCUGAAGGGGUGUCAGGGGACCGUCACCAGGUGGGCAGGGGAUGGGCGUCACUGGAUAGACGUUGCAGCACCUUCUGGGGCUUCUGGAGAUGAGGACCUGACUGCCCUGGGUGUCGGGAGAAGUCUUUCAGCAGCAUCCAGGACAGGCAGAGGUUUCCAGAAGCAGAGCAGUGAGAGGGCUGUUCAACAGUAGGAAGAAGGAAAAGCUCUGAGUUCCUAGUUCUCCUGGUGAGGAAACAACCCGUGGGACAAAGGCAGGUCACAGCUGGCUUCCCUCCCAGGCCCCCAGGCGUGCCCGGUCACAGCUGGCUUCCUGCCCAGGGCCCCCAGGAGCCCAGACUGCCCUUCACCUUGGCACGAGGGUGCCAUCCAUGGCAGCAGGCUGAGGGCGGGCAGGGGCUGCAGGGAGGCUCAUGUGGCACCCAGGGCAGAAAGAGGCCUUGGGGAGGGAUGGGAGCAACCUUGGCCUGGCCCAGGGGCAGGGGGAUGAGUCCCCGGGGAUGGGAUGGGCAGGGGAGCUACCAUGACACCCAGGCCCUGAUGGGGAGGACUCAAACAUGGGGGAGGGUGGAAGUGUCCGGGGCCCGCCUGGCCCAGAAAAGCAGCAUCUUCAUCCAGGCCUGCAGUGGGGGAGGGAAGGCCACAGUGUGGCCCCCAUCUCCAGGCGUGGCCACACAUCCUCGUCCCUGCAAAGGGACAGCGUGCCUGCCGGCACCCUCACAGCUCAGGUCUAGAGCAGGGACUCUGGGCCCCAGAGGCUCCUGGAGUUCCUGCUCUGCUUUCUCGAAAGGGUCCUGCCAGAGCCAGACAGCCUGGGCACCACCACCUGGACAGUCCAGGACUGCCCUGUGACCCCCCCCCACUCUGCUCCCAGGAGACCCCAAUACCAGACAGUUGCACAAAGAGAAGCCUACAAUGGGCCCAGCCUUGGGUCACCCAAGGUCUCCCUGGCCCGUCUAUGGACAGGGCUCUCCAGGGACUCACAGGACAGGGGGCUGCACACACAGGCCCGGAGGGUGACUGGGCCGAGGUUGCCUCAGGUGUCCACUGGGGAGCUCCACUCCAGUGCCACGUAGCCGAGAGCUGUCCACAUGCCCACAUCGCUCCAUAGCCACCUCCUGGUGCCCUCAGGGCCUUUCCCUCUAGGGAGGGGCUGCUGUGUGUCUUGUGGCUUUGCCUCCUCACGGGCCGGCUCUUCCUGUGACCCUCACUUGUCGUGACCCAAACUCCCCGAAUGGCUUCUCCCUGGGCCCCUUCAGUGUCAGCUCCUAUCUCAGCAGAGUCAUCUCUGCUGAGCCCUCUGAUGGGCCCACUGCAUGUUGUGGCAGGUGAUGUCAUAGGUCAAAGGUUAGUCUCUGGUCAGUUGGU
Molecule: messenger RNA, 4106 nt
Organism: Bubalus bubalis (water buffalo)
Lineage: Eukaryota; Metazoa; Chordata; Mammalia; Artiodactyla; Bovidae
Product: succinyl-CoA:3-ketoacid coenzyme A transferase 2, mitochondrial
Exons: 1
Coding region: 24-1577 (517 amino acids)
Biological process (GO): ketone body catabolic process
Cellular component (GO): mitochondrion
Molecular function (GO): succinyl-CoA:3-oxo-acid CoA-transferase activity
Source: RefSeq, a predicted model, not a curated record